Molecule: messenger RNA, 1707 nt
Organism: Stylonychia lemnae
Lineage: Eukaryota; Ciliophora; Spirotrichea; Sporadotrichida; Oxytrichidae
Source: the annotation of a GenBank genome assembly
AUGAGUUUAUCUUGGAUGUUUGGGUGUUGUUCCUCGAAUUCUUCUUAAUAUGCAAGAGCCCCGUCUGUAACAGAUAAAACCUUACGCAGGAAAUAGCGUCGUCGUUUGGAUAGAAACAGUGACUACACUGAGUAAGAUACAGAAUAAGAUGAAAAAUAAGAUCAGCAGGAAGAGGAGAAGCAGAGAACAGAAUCAAUAAGUUCAUUGAUUUUAAAGCAGGAGAUCCACUCUAUGUGCAUUAUACUAGAGCAGUACAAACUGGAGAUUAUUACACUGUUACCAAAGAUUCUUUAGAUUGCUAGAAAGGCUCAAGCAAAGAAGAAAUAAACUAUAAUAGAAAAGACAAAGGUUCAGAUAAUGAAGACUAUCAAUAAAGUGAAACAGGAGGUAUUAUUAGAAUUCGGGUCUCUAGUCAGCUGUAAAAAUGAAGAUGAAUUUAAUGCAAAGUUAGACAAACUGAAGAUAUUCCCCUAGGUAUAGUAAAUAGAUAUAGAAAUAACAGAAGCAAUUGAGAAGGCUCUAAAUGGUAUUGAUCCCUAGCUCUAAGUAGUGCUUGAGGAUUAGAAACUAGAUCUUGAGAGCUACAAACAGAUUGGUUACAAGAUAUAUGCUGUAAUCAGAUACAAACUUUAUCAGAAGUUAAAACCUCUGCAAAAGAAGGAAAUAGGGUAUUUGGGAGAGAACGAGAUAAAGGAUUGCGUCAAAGAUUUAGAUGUUGAGCAAAUCAGAUAGGAAGUAUUUAAGCUUUUUGAAAUCGAUACUGGAUUGGAUAGCUAGCUCUCGCUCAGGAAAAUUUAAUAUCUUAAUUAGGAUGAUGAAAUGUUCCAGAACUACUUAAGAUGCUUAAAAGAAGCUCAUGAGAGAUUCCUCGGCUACAUAUUCUAGGGCUAUAAAUUUAAGAAAAUGGAAUAAAACCCCAUUCAUUCCAAAGAUUUGAACUACGGCGUCUCUAAUAUGUUCACAGAGAUUUUAGAUGAACUGUUGGAUGACACUCAUUAAAUUCUUGCUGAAGAGUUUCAACAAAAUUAGAUCAGAAGAUUUAGCAAUAAUGUAAGUCCUAGAGCUAAAUUUUAAAAACAAUAAUAGCAGCAGUAGUAAAGUACGACCCCGAAGAAAUUGUCAUAGUUGAAGCUUGAUGAUACUGAAAAUUCCUAUGUAGGCGAAUCAACAUAGGUAGAGGACGAGAUCAUUGACUAAAUAAUCAAUAUUUAGAAUAAAUCAAUUAUUGAAGAUCCUAAGUCCAAUAAAAACAAAGGCCCAGGUGGGUUCAAGUAAAUGCUUAAAAAAGACUUGUUUAUUAAGAAUGAAGAAGAGCAGAAUGAUAGUGAAGGCGCAAUCAGAUUCAACUAAAUGUUCAGCAACAACUCAAGCAGAGUCAAUUCUACUAGAAACAACAUGCCACCAAAUAAGACACCUUUGAACUUUUAAAGACAAACUGUAGGCUACCCACUAGCAGAUCCAUUUAUGAAACUAUCGCCGCAUGGUGGUCUACCUACCUCUAAGUCUAAGAAGGGCUUCUUUUAAAAUGAGGCUGCAAACUAAUUUAAUCAAAUAGGAGAUGAUCUAGACGAUGACUUUGUGCUUGAUGGCAUUAAUGAAAGCAGUCUAAAUCAUAGAAAAGGGUUUAAAGGCCAUAAAAAGAGCAAUAAUCAAGAAGAUAUGGAUGAAGAAGAAGAUGAUAGAUACAUUAAACCCUCAAGUUUAUGA